This is a messenger RNA of Cetraspora pellucida, 572 nucleotides long. NCBI's taxonomy places the organism in Eukaryota, Fungi, Glomeromycota, Glomeromycetes, Diversisporales, Gigasporaceae. The record is from the annotation of a GenBank genome assembly.
GAAGUGAUGACUAUAAUUCAAAUAAAGAUUUUUAUAUGAAAUUAAAUAAGAAGUGUUAUGAGGGUAAUAAUGAGAUUAAAAAUUUUACCAAAGCAAAGGAAGAAUAUGAAAAAAAACAAAAGGAAUUGCAACAAGAAAAUGAAAUUAAAGUUUUAAAAUUACAAAAGUUUGAAAAUGUAAGUCUUGGAAGUAGUAAUACAGUUAUCAUCACAGUUCCUGAUUGUGGUAUUGAUAUUCAAGGAAAUUUCAAAAAUAUUUCUUUUAUAAUGCAAUUAAAAUAUACAAUUAAUCCUGAAGAUUAUCCUGUAAAACCAGAUAAAGUACGUGAGUUUCGUGGAGUGUAUUUUGAUCGAGUAAAUGCAUUAUAUGGUAUGAAUUAUAAUGGAACAAAUUUUGUAGGGAUUUUUUUAACAAAUGGUAGAUAUACAGAAGCUGCUUUUGCUGAAGUUAAAAAUUAUGAGAAUAAGAUUUUUCUUUGUGUUGAAAAACAAGUAGUUACAAUCAAGGAUAGUAAUAGAUAUUCACCUUAUAAGAGAAUUAAUAAUGAUACAAAUAAUGAUAUAAUUGAUUAA